UGUGGGUGGAGACAGAGCCCUUUUUCCCUGCCCCUGCAGUUCGUCGCGCACUAGUUUUUCCCGAUAACUCUCAACCGACAGCCAGUGUCCGCACAUGCACGCUUGCAUGCGUGUGCGCGUGCGAGUGUGCGAGAGAGAGGAACACAGCAUCAGCCACUACGCUCAGGAUGGCACCCUCGCUGCAUCACCUGCUUCUCUCUGCCCUCUUCUCCAUCUGUGCAGGCCAAGGCUCUGGAUCUCAGACUGUCUUCAUCAUAAACAGCAUACAGCUGAAGAUUCUGCCAGGCACAAAGGUGGAAAGCGGGACCAACGUGACCCUGCAGUGCACAGCUGACGUCAGCCAAGGCGAGGGGCCACCCCUCGCCUUCCAGUUCAGCUUCUACAGGGAUCAGAACCUUGUGUACUCAAAAAAUGUUACCGCCCUACACCUGUCUCAUCUGCUCGUGCCUGCCAGGGCAGCUCAUUCUGGACAGUACCACUGUUCCAUCAAAAUCCUGAACAGAGAAAAAAAGGCUAACUCCAAAACACUUACCGUCUCAGGUCUGCAGACUCCAAUCCUGAACCUGAAGAAACAGAGUGUCACGGAGGGAGAGGAGCUGACUGCCAGGUGCUCUGCUCCCAAUGAGUUUGGGAAUUUUUGCUUCAAUUUUUAUGCAAACUCAACAGAGGUCCAUCAGCAGUGCAGCCAUAACAACUCAGUGCAGGUUCAGCUGAUGCUGGAAGGUGGAGGACUGCAGUACUUGCACUGUAAUGUUCACCUGCUCCAGUUCCGCCAGGAGUCAAACAACAGCAAAACAGAGAUAGUGUCCGUGAGAGAGUUGAACAUUAACCCCAGAAUUGGGGUUUUGCCAACAAGUAGGCUCGUUGAAGGUGACAGGCUGGAAAUUCAGUGUGACGUAGAACAAGUCCCAUCAUCUCUCUCUCAAAAACUCCAAGUCUUCCUGAACAAGGGCGCCAUGAUUCUGCACAGCGGACCCAAAUAUGCCUCAUGGAAAACUGAGAAGGCACUGGCAGAGGAUUCUGGGAAUUACACGUGUAAAUCGGAGACAGGCAGUUUGCAGAAGACUAGCUCAGUCACAGUGAACGUGGCAGAGCUGUUUUCCAAACCUGUCUUGACUAUGGAUCCUCCGGAGGUAUUUGAAGGACAGCAAUUCACUCUGACUUGCCGGAGUGCAAACAUUUCCUCUGAAAGAAUAACGGAGACAGACGUAAAAUACAGUAUCUACAAGAACAAUGAACUUCUUUCUGUCUGGAUAAAUACUGCAAAACCCUCUGACAACGGACACUACACCUGUCAGGCUGUGGCCAAAACCAUUCGCAAAAAUAGCUCAGUGAUUGCUCUAAAGGUGAAAGAGCUGGUUUCCAGUCCGCUGAUCAUGGCACGUGGCAUGGUUGUACUGAACAAGCCGUUCACGAUCCUCUGCAGAAGCAAAAAGGGCAGCUUCCCCAUCAAUUACACACUGCUGAAAAGGCAGCGGCCUGUGGGUGUCUACACGGUGCACUCAUCCAGUGAUGAGGCUGUCUUCAAUGUGUCCAUCCGAAGCAAGGAGGAAAUCCAAGAGUUUUCAUGCGAUGCUCAGAACAGUGGGCACCAAUCCAAAAAGCUGGGUCUAGCACUUAAUGGCACAGUAAUAGAACCUAUAUCCAGGCCAGAACUGGAAACCAUUUCUGACCUUGAAGAGGGCAAUGAUCUGAAACUCAAAUGUAGUGUCGAAAAAGGCUCACUCCCCAUCACAUUCACAUGGUAUCGUGACAGGGUGGUGCUGUGGACCCUGCACACAAAGCACAGGGAGGAAGUUUACACAGCGAAGGAUAUCACGAAGGCCAGCACCUACUACUGUGAAGCCGUUAACUCGGCCAAUGAGACCAUGCAAAGCAACCCACAAACUGUCAGAGUAAUGCUUGCAAAGUGGAAGAAGGUCCUGAUCGGCAUCUUUAUUCUGUUAGCAAUCAUUGCCGUUAUUGCUGGGGUCUUCCUGUGCAAAGCUAAGCGAGGAAAAAAGUCGGAAACAGAACUGUCCGUAAAAGCUGCAAAGCCUAAACACGAAUCUGGCUCUGUGACUGUGAGUAUCAGGCCUGGUUCCGGCAGCUACAGCAAAGUCGACAGUGAUGACACAAGGAAAACCGUGUGGAGCGAGAACACAUCAGACUCCAACUCAGAAGAUCAGAGCAGUGAGGAUACUACUGACAAGCCAGAUUUGGAAUAUACUGAACAUGUCCAGUUGGAGCUUAUGGAGACAUCAGGCGCUCUGCCAAGGAAAGGCACGGAUGUGGUGUACAGCGAGGUCCAGAACUCUGCUGAAGGUGCUGUCGACCAUACCGAUGCUCAGGGUUCUGUGGAGUAUGCCCAGCUCAACCAUGCCAAUCUGGAACCCGGUGUGUAAAUUUCUCCUCAGCCAUGGCCGCCUGGAACUCUAGAUAACGUCUCAAGUGUGCCAGUCUGAAAUCUGUGUGGAAACAUUCUCAGCCAUACAUACCAGCCUAGAACAUAUGAUUUUUUCUGUAACCAGUCAGCUUCUCCCAAAUCAUUGUGACUUUUGUUCCUGAUCCAUUUAGAAUAUACUUGUCAUUCAUAUUUAUAAAUUCAGUCUUUGCCAUUGCAGUUUUUAAAAAGGAAAUAAGUUUUUUUAGUAUUACUACUAACCUGUACGGUAUUGACGUUUGGAAGACUGCAUGUAAAUUGCAAAUAAAAAUGAUUACAGGUCAGUUUCAUGAAGGGAAUUAGUCAUGUGGUCUCUCUUACUUGCUGUACAGGCGCAUGGGUUUUCCUGAAAGAGAAGUGGCAUGAGCUUCUUUUGAGGCUGACGUACAGAUGUUAUAAACAUCUACAUUGCAGAUUGCUUUUCAGAUAAAUAAGCUCAACCAAUCUUAUUUUAGUUGGCUAUUGUUAUAACUCUGAAUACUGUAAAUUCUAUUUACAACUUUAUGUUUAAAUAGUUUUAUUUAUAGUUGUGAGAAAACAUUUAUGAACCCUUUGGAAUUAUCUUUCUUUCUGCAAUUAUAGUAACACAGUCUUAUUUUAAAAAAUACAUUUUUACUUUCUCAAAAAGUGCAUUUGUACUUUUUCACAUUGACAUUGAACACCUUAAAUCAGCAUUAGCUGUCUGUGCUGAAAAUACGUAUGUGAACCAUUAGAUUUAGCAGAUAGUGGAACUUCAUUUUGCAGUAGUGGCAUCAAACUAAAUUUUUGUCUGGUUACAGUUACAGGUUAUCUAUAAUUCCCAUCUGUUGGUGAAAUGCAUUUCUGAGUUGUACAUCACUUUAGAGGAAAUUGCAAAAUGCAUAAAUGUAAAUGAAAAUCAAGUCAACAGAGCAGACUGGUCUGCAGGGUGGGAGGCAACAAAUGUAUUUUUCGGUUAUGCACGGAGCAGCACUGUGGACUCUCUCCCACGUAGCAGAUUGCAGACAGUGGAGGACCUCCCUCUGGUGAGGCAGGCUUGUUUGUUCACAUACCUGGUUUGAUGAGGAACGCAACAAUCGGUGUGUUCAGGACUGAGACAGAGCAUUUUUCUCUUUGAUAGGAGUGUUAAUGAUACCAUGGAAAUAAGAACGCACAAUAAAAAAACCUGCCCAGAGUGCCCACUGCCCAUCACUGUGUUGGUGCUCACCUUCAGCUCCUCAAUCCCUUCUUCUCCCCCACAAAUCCAGUGAAAUUCCCUAAUACCCAAUACAUGCAUAAUAAGAAAUAAAACCAUACUUACAAGAAAUUUUACAAAUAAUGUAAAUUGUAUGCCAUUUACUGCCACGCCCACACCGCCAAGCCAACGCGGAACAUCUGGGGUGCGACUCAGACUGGGGUACAGACCAGGAGCUGACGCGGAACCUUGUUCAGCCUUGUUUUUUUGCGGCCUCCUUGCCAUUGCGCUACUCCUUCCUGAUCCUUUAGUCCUUUCCCUAUCCCAUGCCCUUACUCCUCAAUCCUCGUGCCUCAUUUUGAUCAUCGACCACUUGCCUGUUUACCGACCUUGCCUCUUGCAUUGUCCUUGUUACAACGUUCGCGCCUCGAAAACCGAUUGCCUGUCCUGUGACCUCACCUCUUGGAUUUCCCUGAAUAAACCACGACUUUCACUCUGCAUUUG
Scleropages formosus (Asian bonytongue) is the source of this 4079-nucleotide messenger RNA. RefSeq names its product platelet and endothelial cell adhesion molecule 1a (gene pecam1a). Gene Ontology annotation, cellular component: external side of plasma membrane. Bases 168 to 2384 code for a protein of 738 amino acids. The record is from RefSeq and is a predicted model, not a curated record. Gene Ontology annotation, biological process: cell surface receptor signaling pathway; immune response. The transcript is spliced from 16 exons. Gene Ontology annotation, molecular function: transmembrane signaling receptor activity. NCBI's taxonomy places the organism in Eukaryota, Metazoa, Chordata, Actinopteri, Osteoglossiformes, Osteoglossidae.